Molecule: messenger RNA, 1740 nt
Organism: Varroa destructor (honeybee mite)
Lineage: Eukaryota; Metazoa; Arthropoda; Arachnida; Mesostigmata; Varroidae
Source: RefSeq, a predicted model, not a curated record
CAAAUAUGACAACGUCUUUCAUGUCGACGACGGCUUGCGUCCGAUUAGCUCCUAGCAGCUCCGCAGCUAACACCAUUGUUGUAUGUUCAUGAUGGCUUUCAGUUUGAAGCAAUGGGAUUCAACAACAAAUUCCAGUGAAUUGCAGCGAGCAGAGAGUAACGAAUCUCUAAACGUCGUCGAGGAUCCUAUCUCGCCCCGUGUGAGCACUAUUACAGAGCCUUCCAGCAGACGUAUCUUAACAUGUGGAAUUAUGUGCGGCGCGGCCGUCGUCUUACUGUUGGUCGUAUCCACGUUUGCAAUACUCUAUGUCACACGAGGAGAUCGGCAACGGAUACAAAUCAGGAAUUUUAAAAGUGUCAUUGAUUCAACUUUGGCCCAGUCAAGGACGAAAGCUAGUGAAGUGCACGAAAAAUUUUAUACGAGACCUGACAAUAUUAGUAAAACUCUCGAUCGACAGCCACUUGUGAACGUGACAAUGGAUGAAAGCCAUGCACAAGUUCUCGAAGCCACCACACAGACAGAGAGUGCAAUAAAGCAUAUCAUGCCUAGUCAUAAAAAUCAAAAAAUCAAUUUGUUUUUUACGCGUAGUACGAUAUUUACGUUCGAUUUAAAAUGCCUACUUUUAAAAAAUGCCGCGUCAAAAAAAACUGAGUAUAGUGCACUUCAGUACAAAAUAGUUGGCCGAGUUCCAAUGGCGGCUAGAAUUCUCAUAUAUGAACAGAGCGAAUAUCUGUUCCUAGAAUUUGGCUGCACCCCGAACCUGAAUGCUACUAUAAACUGGCCGUUAGAGACAAAUAUCAAAAUCGCUCUUUUAAGACCAGACAAUAGUGUUUUUAGUAAAUUAAUUAAUGGAUUUGAAACUAUCGGAAGUUGCGUGGACCCACAUUCGAGGUCAUCGGAAGUUGAAAACUGGUCCUAUUUUAUUCCAACUGUGCGUUCCUUUUCAAUGGAUAAAAGUGGUCAAAUUCGCUUCCUGUUUGAGAUUGUACCUUUCGAACAAAAAUCGUAAUUUGCAGUCAGCGCUUUGGACCUGCUGCUUCUUAAAGCCGCUUACGUUGAACGAUGUAAAAAAGUGAAGCUUUAACAAAAGUGGAGGAAUUAAAAAAUCGACGACUAUGACGCAUUAGUAUGGCAAGGCUGAAUACGAGUAAACGUCACAUUGGCCUUGAGGCUGUGGUAAGACAGUGAUGAACCAGAUCGAAAUCCGUUGCGUUGCGUACAUUAACUGAAGAGAGUCACCUACAUUGGAUAGUACGUAUAAAAAUGGAGAUCAAUUCGAAAAACCGAUAAAUUCAAUUCAAUCUUCAAGUUUUUCAUCAGCUAUUACAGUUAAGGAUUGCUUUAGACAGCUGUUCCCUAUCACGAAUAAAAGUGUAUCUGCCUUAGACGAACCUAGACUGUGUGGCAUAUCCGUUGGUUUAGAAGAUAAACACGUUGUUACAGCAACAUGAUGGGAACAAGAAAUUAAUUUAACCAGAAGAUUUUAGGUACUUCGCGUUGUAUGAGCUGAAAAAAGAAGAUGAUAUCUAAAGUGAGAAAAUUACGAAUACAUUGUAGUUGAAGACAUAUGAGAAGCUCCGGCAGGGCUAUUGACCAACAACUCGAACUCGAAUAUUUGAUCAGAAAAUCUCGGAGGGCUUAUUGGCUUCCAGAUGCCUUGCAGAAUAAGCCUGGAAAGUACGAGAGUCAUAAACAACUAAAACAUGUUGUUUCACAUCAAUUGAACCCAAUGAAGCCAUA